UCUUAUUACGUUUUCUUUCUUCAACUUCCAAUACAAAUGCAAUCAAAUCGAUCAGAAACACCAUCCCUCUUUUACGUUGCUGCACUACUUGCAACGAUACCAUUUGUGCUGCUUCUUGUGUGGCUGAAAUCCUAGGUGAGGUGGGCAUUGCCAUUGAUUUUGAGGGCUUGCACUUGUUCUUACAAAUUUGGAUUAAGGUGUUGCUAUUCAGAUUUUGGAAGAGAGGAAGUCCAUUGAUUUUUGCAAAUACCCCUUGUUUAUUCCUACUGAUCUUGAUUUGGAAGCCUACAUUGCUCAUAGGGUUUAUUAAUUUGGAAUUCUCUCCUGAAUCAGCAAUCUUACAAGUAAAUGACGCUAGAAAUGGGGUCACAAAAAAAGAAAGGACCUAGGACAAAUAUAAUGAAGAGUUCAUUUAUACCACCGGGUGCAUUAAGAAGGGCAAGGGGACAUGGACAUCAAUCAAGAUCAUUUUUACCUAUGACAUCCACACAAAGUCAAACUGCAUCAAUUGCACGUUGUUCGUUAGAGCCACAUAAUGACAACUCUCUUUUUCAAGAUGUUGAUCAUAGGGAAGAAGAUGGUGGAGUACAGGAACAAAUACCUGAACAAGUGCAUGAAGAUUUUGAUACUGCAGAAUGUAAUACAACAAGGCAACAUCAAAGUAAUAAUAAUCCAGCUCAGGAAGAAACACAAGAAGGUAUUUCCACUAUACAAAAGAAGAGAAAAACAAGAGGAAUGAACAAGGGUAAAAAGAUUGCAGCACUUAAGGAUGGAGAGAAACUGGAUGUGGUUUUUUAUAAUAAUCGAGUUGUUGGAGAAAAUCAUGCAGAAUGGUCAAGACAUUUGGGCAAAAUAGUGCGUGACCCAAACAUUUGUCCAAUAAGAGUGCACUCAUGGAAGCAAAUUGGAGAAGAUGCAAAAGAUCAUAUGUGGGAUUCAGUCAAGGAGAAAUUUAAAAAUGUUGACAUUGAGCUAUAUCGAGAAAAGACUUUAGAGCAUAUGAAUCAUUUGUGGAAUAAUUGGAGAGGGGAUUUGAAACGCCACAAUAUAAAGCCUUGUGGUUCUUUUCCAGAGAUGUUGAAAAAUGUUCCUCAAGGGAUGCAUCAAGAAGAUUGGGAGUGGUUAGUUAAGAACCAUUUUUGCACCAAAAAAUUUAAGGAAACAAGUGUUCGAAACUCUGAAAAUAGGAAAAAUUUAACUAUGCUUCAUCGUACUGGUAGCAAACCUUACAGACAAAUUAUCUAUGAUUUGGGAGGCAAGGAUGGCAAUCCACCAGACAUUGGAACUAUAUUCUUUGAAACUCAUAAGAAGGGUGCAAAUUUGGUUGACUCUAAUGUUCAAGAGAAAUAUGAUCAAAUACGUGAUGUCAUCCAAUCCAACCCUUCUUUGUCUCAUAUGGAGGUUGUAGAACAAUGUUUUGAAACACGACAUCGUGAUCAAGUUAUUGGUUAUGGGGGUGGAAUAAAGGCAAAAGAAGUUAAGAAAUCUCAUUCCAACGUUGGCCUUCAAGAGGAGAAUCGAUUGCUUAAGGAUCGUUUGUCUGAAGUAGAAACUAGGAUGAAAUACCUGGAGGACUUAUUAUUGAGCCAAUACUCUAAUGCUCCAUCUAGAACUUCUCUAUCUACAGAUCAAUCUACUUGAUUGUGAUAAGAUGUGAUUAUGCAAAUAGUGAAAGCAUUGAAGUAAUUUUUUUGGGUGAAGGUGUUCAAAAGUAACUUAGAAGAUAUUGUUGAAUUUUAUUUCAGCCUUCACGUAUUUAUAGUUUUCUUAUUGACAUAAACAAAUUAAGUGUAAAUAAUUAAUAUUAAACCGACAUUUGAGACGGUUGUUAUGACAUUUUUCAUAUUGAUGUAUGAAUGUUAUUUUAUUUAUG
Messenger RNA from Hevea brasiliensis (rubber tree), 1873 nucleotides. RefSeq lists its product as uncharacterized. The record is from RefSeq and is a predicted model, not a curated record. NCBI's taxonomy places the organism in Eukaryota, Viridiplantae, Streptophyta, Magnoliopsida, Malpighiales, Euphorbiaceae. The coding region runs from base 349 to 1641 and encodes 430 amino acids. The transcript is spliced from 10 exons.